This is a messenger RNA of Epinephelus moara (kelp grouper), 2859 nucleotides long. It is a transcript of the gene asb13b, whose product is annotated as ankyrin repeat and SOCS box containing 13b. The transcript is spliced from 6 exons. Lineage: Eukaryota; Metazoa; Chordata; Actinopteri; Perciformes; Serranidae. Gene Ontology annotation, biological process: positive regulation of protein catabolic process; protein ubiquitination; intracellular signal transduction. The record is from RefSeq and is a predicted model, not a curated record. Gene Ontology annotation, molecular function: protein binding. The coding region runs from base 150 to 1124 and encodes 324 amino acids.
UAUUUGGACUGAGCCUCCGCUGCCGUCACUGCUGCCCAGCGUUGACAGUAAUGCGGCUCUUUCAGUCUUUAUUCUUCUGCUUUAAAAUGAAUGACAUGUGUGGCUGAAGCUACGUGAUUAACGGAGACGAAAAAAAACGGUAACAUGAAAUGGAGAUCACUCGGACCAGACCGUCCUUGUAUGGAGAAAUCGCUCACGGUCUUGGAUUCUGGACGGACCGGUCAGCAGUGCAUGAGGCUGCUGCACAGGGGAGGGCCCUCCAGCUGCAGCAGCUGAUCGAGGGAGGUGCAGCAGUGAACAUCGUGGCAGUUGACUCAAUCACCCCUCUGCAUGAGGCCUGUAUACAGGGACAGACCCAGUGUGUCAGGCUGCUGUUGGACGCUGGUGCGCAGGUGGAUGCUCGGAACAUCGAUGGCAGCACUCCGCUGUGUGAUGCCUGUGCAGCUGGUAGCCUUGAAUGUGUCAAGCUGCUGCUGGAGUACGGAGCAACAGUUAAUCCUCCACUGUUUACCUUCUCUCCACUUCAUGAAGCCUGCAUGGGAGGGAAUUCAGAUUGUGUUCAGCUCAUGAUUGAUCAAGGAGCUUACAUGGAGGCGCAUGACUGCCACUAUGGGACACCGCUCCAUGUGGCCUGUGCGAGGCAACAUUACGACUGCGCCAAAGUUCUCCUCAUUGCAGGGGCAAAUGUGAACGCUGCUAAGCUACAUGAGACGGCCCUUCAUCAUGCUGCCAAAACAAAGAACGUUAGCUUGAUCGAUCUACUGGUGGAGUUUGGGGGGAACGUGUACGCCAGAGAUAACCUGAACAAGAAACCCAUCCACUACACCAGUCAGGGAUCUCCCUCUUAUCUCUGCCUUGAGUACUAUGAGAAUACCCCUCUCAGUCUACAGCAGAUCAGCAGAGUGGCUGUGAGAGGGGCCCUCGGCGCAAGAGCACGUGAAGUUGUUUCCAAGCUGGACUUGCCCAAUCGUAUUAAAAGUUUUCUUUCUCACAUGCCGCCCCCGGUUAUAGAAAUUGAAUUACCCACAGGGAACUUAAGCCGCAGCCCCUCGGAGGAUAAAUCUGGACCAGUUACGCCUGCUGACUCUGUGGAUCUCUCUACAGAAAGUCAUACGACGGGAUGAUGACGUUGGCAGAAGUGCAGCACAGAUGAAAUGUCUUAACACUGCCGCACUAGUAAGGUGCAGAGAGAUUUUAUAACUUUAAUUAUCAGAUUGUUUACCCAAGUAAAUUAGACAGCGUUGAUUUAUAUGUACCAUCAGUUUAUCAAGACUGUUUUGACAUCCAGCAAACACGAAGCAACAGGAGCAUCCCACUGGAGUCAUGUUAAAGGCCACUGAAUGAAUGAUGAGUCCAGUAUUUACGUGCAGUUACCUCUAGUGUGGUCCACCGACUCCUGAGGAAAAUACACUCACCAGCCACUUCGACUGUUUCUCUUUAGCUUCUUUUAAAAGAAAAGGCUGUUCCUGACUGUUAAGAGAGAUGAAAUUCAACUAUACAGUCUGUGUAAAGGGCACAAGACUUUAACAACUAGCAAUUAAAGGCCAUGCACACCCAUAAUUAACAUCAACUGUGUGUUCACAGGUGAUACUAAUCAUUUUAAUGAUCAGACGUCCUCUCAGGACUGUGUGGGCAUGUACAGACUGUUGAUCGACACAGACUGUUCUGUUAUCUUUUUGCACGUAACAGCAGCGAGUUACAAGGUUCAUUCUCUUCAUUAUUGCUUCAUCCAGUCUGAUGACCUCGAAUAACUUCCAGCAUAGCUCAGCCCACCUUCAUACUGAGCAGCCACACCCAUGUGGGUGUGUAGGGCCUUUGAAUUCCAAGAAGCUUUGGCAACACAACAAUUUUGACGUCAUUUGAGUCAAAAAGUAUUGCUUAAUGGUGCGUGAACUAUAUAAACAUUAACUUGGCUCACUCAUCCUGACCAGUUGAGUGUGAAUGUAAGCGUCAUUUCAUUAUAGAUCCUGUAACACUGAAUUGAACCCAGAUGAAACAUGAAGUAGUUUGAUUAUGAAGAUUAUAUCACUGUAUGUAUUUGUAUAUAUAUUAUUUAUUUUUCAUGUAAAUUUGUAAAUAAUACAGAUGGUUCUACCUCCUCUCACAUUUGUAUAAAUAAAUAGACCACUACAGGACAGUUUUAAAAAGAAUUGUUCGGUGUUGUGUCCUCUGUUGGAACAAAAGUCAAAACUGGGUCUUGUUUUUGUUUGUUUAUGACAGUGUUGCUUUGAGAGGUAUAUUGCCUCAAGGACUGCACCUGUCAAAACUACAUUGUUAUUAGUUAGUUCAGUCCAGACUUUCCAAACUAAUCUGUGCGGAAAAAAUGCAUUACUGCCCAUUAUAGUAAUGUAACACUGUCAGAACUUACGACACACGUUCACUGUUUCAAGCAAGUUUCAAGAGUCUGCUUAUUCAUUUUAAUAAACAAUACUCAAAAAACAUAGUCCUUGGCAAGAUCAUCACAAGACAGAUACCCUGUGUAGAUAUCAGGAUUGUCGGUUAUAGGGGAACCUGCAGAAGAUUAGAUGAGAGCAACCUGCAGCCACAACUUCAGUGAGGCGUGCCCACAAGCACAAUGACAGCAUUCAUUCAGUCUGACAUGCACCAAAAACAUGUUUGAACUUGAACCACGGCCACAGAGCCUGACAGGUGUACAUUCUUUGAUAUUGAUGGCUUAUUACAUGAACAGAAAAGAUGUUUUUACAGACUACUUGAUCUCAAGGAUAAAAAAUAAAUAUUAAAAAGGGGGGAGGGGGAAUUUAGUCUACAAUUAAAAACUGUUGUCUAUCUGAUUCCAGUUAUGUUUAAACUGUGAAAAAUGAUGGAGGACACGAGUUGGGUAUUAAUGUGUGCCUUCAC